Molecule: messenger RNA, 977 nt
Organism: Gambusia affinis (western mosquitofish)
Lineage: Eukaryota; Metazoa; Chordata; Actinopteri; Cyprinodontiformes; Poeciliidae
Gene: u2af1
Product: U2 small nuclear RNA auxiliary factor 1
Exons: 8
Coding region: 79-792 (237 amino acids)
Biological process (GO): mRNA splicing, via spliceosome
Cellular component (GO): spliceosomal complex; U2AF complex
Molecular function (GO): metal ion binding; pre-mRNA 3'-splice site binding
Source: RefSeq, a predicted model, not a curated record
CGUGCUUUUAUUGUGAAGAAGUCCUGCCGGAAAUGUACUAGUCAAUGUAGCCUGAUUUGAAUAGCCAGGCGAGCCAAGAUGGCAGAAUACCUGGCGUCCAUUUUUGGGACAGAAAAAGAUAAAGUCAACUGUUCGUUUUACUUUAAAAUUGGUGCCUGCCGACAUGGCGACCGCUGCUCCAGAUUACACAACAAGCCAACAUUUAGCCAGACAAUUGCCCUGCUGAAUAUUUACAGGAACCCUCAGAACAGCGCUCAGUCUUUGGAUGGCUUAACCUGUACCGUCAGCGACAUGGAGAUGCAGGAGCACUAUGAUGAGUUCUUUGAGGAAGUCUUCACAGAGAUGGAAGAAAAAUACGGAGAAGUGGAGGAAAUGAACGUUUGUGACAACCUUGGGGACCAUCUUGUGGGAAAUGUUUAUGUGAAGUUCCGUAAUGAGGAGGAUGCUGAGAAGGCUGUAAUCGACUUGAACAAUCGAUGGUUCAACGGGCAGCCGAUCCACGCGGAGCUCUCUCCCGUCACAGACUUCAGAGAGGCCUGCUGUCGCCAGUAUGAGAUGGGGGAAUGCACUCGUGGAGGUUUCUGUAACUUCAUGCAUCUGAAACCAAUCUCGCGUGAACUCAGGAGAGAGCUCUAUGGACGCCGCAGGAAGGGCCGCCACCGGUCUCGGUCCCGAUCCAGAGACCGGGACAGAGGCCGCGGAGGAGGUGGUGGUGGAGGAGGAGGAGGAGGAGGAGGCCGUAACCAUGAGCGGCGUCGGUCCAGAGACAGAGAGCGUUCAGGACGAUUCUGAGCCACAAGCAUCGACCACUCAACUCUCCAUCCCUGAAUCCAUCACUGUGUUGUUUUUUUGUUUUUGCUUUUCUUUUUUUUUUUAGUUUGUACCCUGCCUCAUUUGGAUUUAUUACAAGGCAGCAGGUUUUCAAGAUUUGUGAAAAUACGUUUCACCUCAUUAAAUUUAAAGUUUGUACUCAAAAA